Messenger RNA from Dunckerocampus dactyliophorus (ringed pipefish), 3507 nucleotides. It is a transcript of the gene cracr2aa, whose product is annotated as calcium release activated channel regulator 2Aa. The transcript is spliced from 18 exons. The record is from RefSeq and is a predicted model, not a curated record. Lineage: Eukaryota; Metazoa; Chordata; Actinopteri; Syngnathiformes; Syngnathidae. Gene Ontology annotation, molecular function: GTPase activity; calcium ion binding; GTP binding. Bases 316 to 2490 code for a protein of 724 amino acids.
UUAGGUUUGCCCAGUCGGCACUCAGUUAAAUUCCACCACUCUCACACUUGCCACACAUUUAAAAAAAAAUAAACACUCACACGUCAAAAGAGGCAGGUUGAUACCGAACAAGUCAACGAAGUAGCGGAGACGGAAUACACACUGCUUUCAGCAACCAAUUAAACAGGUGGUUGCUAAGAGAUGAUGCGUGACAUUGCUGAAAGCCUCUGAUGCUCCCCAGCCGGCGGCGCAACUUCUUUUCAGAUCUGUCUCCGAUGCACCUUGCUCAUGUGAAGGACAGCUCGGACGCUCACACCAGAACUACAAACUCUUACCAUGGCGGCUGUAACUGGCCCGUGUGCCCUCAGUGAGGCGGCGGCUACCUCAGAUGUCGGGACAGCGCAGAGAGGGCAUGGGAGCAGCGAAGAAUGUGAGAGUGCCCGGAGGAAAAGGGAGAGCGGGCUUGUGGGUCAAAACACUAUCCUGGAGAAAACCCACGAGUUCUUCCAGGUGUGCGACAUUGAGAAAAAGGGCUUCAUUACCCGAUGGGACAUGCAGCGGCUGUAUGGCGAGCUCCCUCUCAAUGCCGACGAGCUGGAGAAAGUGUUUGACACCCUUGAUUCUGACAGCAAUGGAUAUCUCACCCUCGAUGAGUUCUCCACUGGCUUUAGUGAAUUUCUCUAUGGCAGGAAGAUAUCUUCAAGUGAAAGCAUGGAGGAUAAACCCCCAUGUACUAAGUCUCCAGAAGUUCUCUACCACAAUCAGUGGAAUGAGAGCCCGGCAACCUCGGAGGAUGAGGAGGAGAAACAUUUUUCCAUGCUGAUGGAGAGUCUAGGAGCCAACAACGUCUUUGAAGAUCCAGCAGAGGUACGCAGUUUGUGGGCCCAGCUGCGCCGGGAUGAACCACAUCUUUUAUCCAAUUUUGAGGACUUCCUGGCAAGAGUGACAUCCCAGAUCAUUGUGGCUAACCAGGAGAAGAGAGAGAUGGAGAGCGCUCUUAGACGGAAAGCAGCUACACAUGAUGAUGAGAUCCAGCGCCUGUAUGAGGAAAUGGAGCAGCAAAUAAAAAAUGAAAGAGAUCGGAUUGUGAUGCAGGACUAUAAGGGGUUUGUGUCUCGCAGCCAAGACCUAGAAAGACAGCUGACCACCAAGGAGAAAGAGUUGGAGCAGCUCUUUCAGAAGCAGAGGAGGCUGGAGCAUCAGUGUCAGGAGCUUCACAGUGAGCAACAUGUGACCAAGGUGGAGAACGUGAAGCUGAAGAAGACCAAUGAUGAUCUAGCCAAGGAACUGGAUCACACCAGUCAAGAGCUGCUCUUGGCUCAGGAACAGCUGAGUCUGCUACACCAGCAGUCCACCCGUAUCCAUGAGGAGAAGGAGAUGGAAAUAUACCGACUGACAGAGGGACUGCAGCGGGAGCGAGCAAGCCUUCUCAAACAGUUGGACCUGAUGAGGGAAAUGAACAAACAUUUACGAGAUGAAAAAGACAUUUUCUUUCAGAAACCAAACAAUUGUAAGAAAACAGGAUCCCAGCCAAGGCCUGUACUCAAUGUUGAGACACACACUUUCUUUCCAAAAAGUGAGGAGGACGAGGAGGGCUGUGUGAGGCAGAGCCCAGCCAAUGGGUCAAGUCAACCGUCUUGCCCAGAGGUAACCAGAGGUUCCCUUCAGAGGAUCAUCUCCAUUGAGGAGGACCAUCUCCCCCACUUGCUCCAGAAUAGUGGCCAGCCCCAAACGCCUCUUGAACCGCUUACUGAAGGAGAGGAAGCAUCCGAUCAAGAGGAAAAUAUAGACUUGGUGAUGAGCGAUAUUUACCCAACUUCUGUUCAGCUGCAGCGGUCAGAAGGAAUCGGACAAAUAAGUCAAACUCCCACGUCUCCGAGGGGUGAACCCGUGGGCAAGGAGACCAGCAUAAAUGAGGAAGGUGCUCCGUCACCACCUGACCGCCUCUUUAAGAUUGUUCUGGUGGGGAACUCUAGCGUCGGAAAGACCUCCCUCCUGCGACGGUUUUGCGAUGACUGCUUUCACCCAGACAAUUCCGCCACUGUUGGUAUAGACUACAGUGUGAAGACAAUAAUAGUAGAUAACAGCCAGGUGGCGCUGCAGAUCUGGGAUACAGCGGGACAGGAAAGGUAUCGAAGCAUCACCAAGCAAUUUUUUCGCAAAGCUGACGGUGUGGUUGUGAUGUACGACAUAACGGUUGAGCAGAGCUUCACAGCUGUCAGACAGUGGUUGACAAGUGUAAAGGAGGGUGCAGGAGACGCCAUCACUCUCAUGCUGUUGGGGAACAAAACAGACAUAGAGAUUGAGCGAGAAGUUGAGAAAUCAGUGGGUGAAAGGCUUGCAAAGGACUGUCAGAUGACUUUCUUUGAGUGCAGUGCACGCUCGGGACAUCAUGUAAUGGAGGCCAUGUUUCAUCUGGCCAGAAUCCUGAAAGAGCAAGAGGACCGGGAGAAAGAGAAAACUGUCCGGCUGGUGGGCAGCACACUGGAGAAGAAGAACUCCUGCUGCUAACAGAUAAAACACACACACUUCCACAACAGCAUUUGUCCUGUUUACUGCGGGGCACUCACACACUGCAGCCAAUAACGUCAUGUGAUACAUUUGAUUACACUACCAAAAAACUAAUUAUUUCCGGGAAGUUUGAUAUCAUGAGACAAUGUAAAAAUAACUGGAUGAAAAAUUGACCUUUUUUCUGUUUUUAGAAAGGCUUCUUCAACUUUUAUCUAUCACAUGCCAGUUUUUAAUGAUGUAGUGUAUUUAUGUAAUGAUUUAGAAGGGGUUCUUGACAUGAGUUUGCUUAGCUUUUCAGUGCAAUGUGUGGAACAACAUACCAAUCUGUAAAAGUAACAUUGUUGUGUCGUCUUGAGGUCACUCGUCUGUAGUUUAAGUUCACGGUGUUCCUUUUGAUUUAGCAUAUAAUUCACCGGGUUCAUCAAAGUGCUAUCAUGAAGAAAUGUAGCAUUUGCUGCUGGUCUGUUUUGUUUUAUAGUAUUUUUGCGUGGUUUCUUGCUCAUGGUGCAGUUUGUUUGUUAUUCUCUUAUCUUCACCAGCAUUUUGUCAAUAGUUGCAAUGAUGGGGACUAUUAGGUCAGAUGGAAAAUAGUUACUUGUCCUCCUAAGACCAAAUUGGGUUGAUUUGUAAAGAAAAAAAUAUAUAUUUAAGUCUGAUGCACAUAAUCUUCCUGCCAAGUGUUUGAUAUUACUGAUUUAUAUCACGCUACAAUGUCAUGCCAAGUAAUUUGUAUGUGAUUUUGGAGGUCAGAGGCACUAUUGGCGGGUUGCCACCACUACUGUUUUGCACAUCACUUUAAUGUAUAGGUAUUUAAUUAGUGUAAAAAAAAUAAAAAUAAACAAUUGCUUGUUCAUAUUGUUUGUAAAGCUCCUGGUCAUUGUUGUGUGGUUUUACACAUUGCAGUUUAUUGUCAUUACAAGACAUGGAACAUAAUAUCUAAACUCAAAAGUUGUAGAAUACACAUGGAAAAACAUGCCAGCUUGUUAGAAUUUUUCUUGUAUGAGGGUUUUUUUAGUC